AAAUUAAAUAUGGCUAAGAAGGUUUCCAAGCAUAGCAGAGCCGCAAGAAGAGGACUCGAGGAUGACGUUAGUCACGAAGCCAAAGAGUUAUCCAGCAUUCCAAAAGAGGAGAACAGUGACGUUAAGAAGUCUAUUAUCCGAACCACUAUCAAGAACGAAAACUUGUUGAAUAAAAAAAUUGAAAACAAGAGAAUCAAAAAACUCAAUAGGAAAAGCACCAGUUCGUUGAAGCAUAAAACUGAAAGAUCAAGCAAGAUUGAAGGGAUCUUGAAUCACAAGAUCCAACAGAGUAUGGAAAGAGCCAAGUACGUUCAGAAUGCCAGAAAGUCCGGCUGGGAGAGAAUCAAUAAAGAUAUACAGAUCAAGAACGACGUGCACGAUGAGCUCAAUGAACAACCCAAAAUAACCCAAGAGCAAGAAGACCAAAUGGAAGAAGACGCAUACGUUGAAGAUUUUUACAAGGAUGGCUGCGAGGACCACAAGGACGGCAGUGAGGAUCAUGAGCUUCCUUCUUCGGCCAACAAGUUUGCCCUUCUUGAAGAAACCGAAGCAUAAUCCAUUACUUGUCUUUCUUUCACUUAUUCCAUUACUUCCUACUUUUUCGUUUAAUUUCCAUUUAUACGUUAAGUUUCACCUUCACUUCCUCUAUCACCUUCACUUCAUUCCUCUAUUAUCUCUUCAUACUUGCCUUUCUACUAAGUAGUUGUAUAUUAAUCGAAAUCUGAUAUUGAUCCAUGCG
Molecule: messenger RNA, 739 nt
Organism: Hyphopichia burtonii NRRL Y-1933
Lineage: Eukaryota; Fungi; Ascomycota; Pichiomycetes; Serinales; Debaryomycetaceae
Gene: ECM1
Product: Ecm1p
Exons: 2
Coding region: 10-555 (181 amino acids)
Biological process (GO): ribosomal large subunit export from nucleus
Cellular component (GO): nucleolus; preribosome, large subunit precursor
Source: RefSeq, a predicted model, not a curated record